AUGGUUGGUCUUUUGCUCUCAUUGAUCACAUUGUCGGUUUCUGUCGUUUCGGCUGCUUGCACUGCGGCCCCGGGUGUUGGCACUGUGGCCCUCGAGGCAGCCAUGGCGGCGCGCCUGCUCCUCGGCAGGCUUGCCGGCGUCGCAAGCCGCCCGGAGUGGCACCGGCAGUGCGGGAGGGCCCUCGCCGCGCAGCCCUGCGCGGUGCCCGAGGUGGAGGAUCGGAGGGCAGGCAGGGACAACGGGCACGCCCGCCCGCGUUGGGUUGAUGCCCUCGGCGACGUGCGCAGCGACUGGACGCGGGAGGAGGUGGGGGAGGUGUUUGCAAGUCCCCUCCUGGAGUUGGUCUUCAAAGCCCAAACCGUGCACAGGAUGUACCACGACCCCAGAAUGGUGCAGCGGUGCACACUGUUGAAUAUCAAGUCGGGUGGGUGUCCAGAAGACUGCAAAUACUGCUCACAGAGCUCAAAAUGGAGCAAGGACGUCGAUAUGAAAGCUGAAAAACUCAUGGAUCUUGACUCGGUGCUUGAGGCCGCCCAACGGGCUAAGGCGGCAGGAAGCACUCGAUUCUGCAUGGGCGCUGCCUGGAGGGGCCCCUCACAGGUGGGCCCAAGACAAUGGGAGCGAGUGCUGAAAAUGGUGAAGGAGGUGAAAGCCAUGGGCAUGGAAGUGUGCACUACCCUGGGGAUGGUGACUCCAGAACAAGCAAGGCAGCUCAAGGAGGCUGGGUUAACUGCAUACAACCACAAUCUGGAUACAAGCCCAGAGUAUUACAGCAAAAUCACGACAACGAGGAAAUAUGAGGAUCGGCUGAAUACACUUGAGGCUGUGCGCGAAGCAGGCAUUGGCAUGUGUGCUGGUGGCAUCAUUGGCCUAGGGGAGGGGAUCCAUGACCGUGUCGGCCUGCUACACCAACUGGCCUCGCUUCCAGUGCAUCCAGACUCUGUUCCCAUAAACAGGCUUGUGGCCAUCAAGGGGACACCAAUGCAGGACGAGAAGCUGGUGGAUUCAUUGGAUUUAGUCAGGUGCAUAGCUACUGCGAGAAUCGUCAUGCCGCGGUCGAUGGUGAGGCUUGCAGCAGGGCGUUUAAAACUGUCCCUCGCCGAUCAGGGGAUGUGCUUCAUGGCUGGGGCCAACAGCAUCUUUUCAGGCGACCAGCUCCUCACCACUCCUAAUAACGACAAGAGUGAGGACGACGUAAUGUUCCAAGUGCUUGGGCUGAUGGAAAAGCCAUACAACCCACCUAAAGAUGCACUGCAUCGAGACGUGCGUAUGCAUGGCAAACAGCACCACCAAGCAAGCACAGUACAGUAG
Molecule: messenger RNA, 1311 nt
Organism: Ostreobium quekettii
Lineage: Eukaryota; Viridiplantae; Chlorophyta; Ulvophyceae; Bryopsidales; Ostreobiaceae
Source: the annotation of a GenBank genome assembly